AAAAUGCCUCAGAUUCGUGGUCGAGAAGCGGCAACGAAAAGGGCCAGUGUGGUGGUAGCGCUGCCUCCGGUCGUGAAGAAGUCCAGCAAGAGUCGUUCAUUUCAUUUUCGAUAUCUGGAGCUAUGUCGCGCCAAGAAUAUAACACCAGUACCCAACAUACGCUCGAAUGCCAACACUACCACAAUUCUGGAACUAUGUGGAGAUAAACUCGGAGUCAGUGAAUGGUUGUUGAUCAUCGAUGCCCUACAUCAUGAUCUUGUGCUCCAAACAAUGAUAAUACGCAUGCGUCGAACCAAUGGAAACAAUAUCGUUUUACCAAUUGACACUGAGAACAGAGCUCGACUUUUCCGCCAAAAGCCCGUGAUCUACACUCGCUACAUAUUUAAUAGUCUCGUAGAGGCGAUCGUUAACUGUGUAAAGUUGAAUAAAAAUCUGACAGUAUUGAAGCUGGAGGGACUUCCACUACAGGAUAGUUAUAUUGAGUGCAUCGCACAGUCCCUUGCCUCCAAUGAUUGUCUUAAGGAGUUGAGCUUCCAGAAGUCCUAUAUUGGGGACAAGGGCUGUGGGUCGGUGUGCGGAACGGUCAAGUACUUGAAUCACAUUGAAACUUUUAACCUUUCUGAAUGCAAUUUGGGCCCCAAGGGCGCUGAGCAUGUUGCUGACAUGAUCAAGAUGCAAAAGAUUUCGCGCUUCUCUGAAGGUUGGGAGAAGUCUCUUCGUUAUCGCAGUGUGGAUGUUGAUUCGAUUGCGGGUCUCCGCAACAUUGCCCUGUCCACCAAUCCGAACUUGGGGGAUGAGGGACUUCGCAUGAUUGCCGAGGUGCUCAAGGAGGAUGCUUGGGUGAAGUCUAUUGAAAUGGAGAGCUGUGGCCUGACUGACCGUGGUGCCAAUCUUAUUUUAGAGUGUCUAGAACUCAAUAAUGCCAUUACCGAGUUUAAUAUUCGCCACAACGAUGGCAUAAGUAAGUUCCUCAUGCGGCAGAUUCGCGAUCAUCUCGGCAAGGAGGACGAGGAGAAGGCGAAUGAGCCUCAGUACGAUCUCAGCUGCGUCAUGGGACUGCAGAGCCUGCCAAAGAAUCAGAAAUACACUGUCUCGCAACUGCUGAAUCACACCAAGACACUGGAGGAGCAGUUGUCCUUUGAGCGCACACUGCGCAAAAAGGCUGAGAAAUUGAAUGAGAAACUCAAUCAGCAGCUUCUUUCUCUGGGUCCUGGCGCCCAUCCGCCUCAGGAGAAGGUCAACGAAGGCGGAAAAGUGCCAAAGGGAUAUAUGCUAGUGAAGGGAGAUACGCUUCAAUCCUUUAUCAAAAACUCCCAGGGUUAUCCGCAAGCUACAGCACAGUUCAAUCCGUUGGUUAAUAGCACUGUCACCAGUCCGGAUACAACUCCACGCAGUGAUAAUACAACCUUACGCAAUCAACUUAAUCGGCAAGCUUAUCAGGAGCAGAUGCAGCCGGAUAUAGAUGAAGGAGAGGAGACACCCUCGAUGAGUGCCGAUGAUCAUCAACCACGUCAGGUGUUGCAUGUGCGCAAGGUGCGCAGCGAGAUGAAGUAUGUGGAAACCUAUUCCAAGGAUAACUCCAAGAAGCGAGAGUCCAAAUCUGACCACGAGUUUGCCAACGAACGCGACUUCAAGCUGAACCCCAAGGUGCAGUUUGAGAUGGACAUUGGAGAUGGUAUGAUGAUAAACCAACAACAACUGGACCGCAUACGCUGUGAGGUUCGUGAGGAUAUGGAGCAGGAAAUGAUGCAGGCAUGCCACAUGAACGCGCAGUACGAGAACGAGUGCAUUGGAGAUGGUGUCGAGAACAAUCGCAAGCACAAGGAUAAGCUCAAGAAACGUUUGGGCGCCAUGGGUAACAGUCAUAUGACUCAGUUCAUGGACGAGCUGGAGCGAAAGAUUAACAGCAAAUCUGGCAAGAAACGUCACAAAUCUAAAAAGCAGGCAGAAGAAUCCAAUCAUGUGCGUGAGAUUAAAGACAAGGAAGUCGCAAUGCAAGCCAUGAACAUGAAUGUUGAUUCUUAUAUGCCGACAAUGGAGGAUAUGGAACCGGACUCGGUUGCCAAUAGUUCGGAAUCCGAGGGAGAAAAUGCAGAGAACUUGGCACGUGGACAAGGAUAUACGACUGCACCCAUGAAGGUGUUCGUCAGACGCACACAAAACGUAUCCGAGUCCAUGGAGUGCCAGCAGCUGGACGGGGAAGAGUCGGAAGAUACCAUAAUAUCACCACGCUCGGUUUAUCUAGAAAUGCAGAAGAAGAAGAGUGAAUCCAAUCACUAAACAGAAAGAUUGUUUUGAAACUAGAACUUCAGAAGGUCCCAGUAGCUUAAAGAUAAAGGGGUACAAACUUACGUUUGUUAGGAACAGGGCUAAGGACAAAAUUUUCCGUAAUAAGUGGAGAUCUCUUAUUGCAAUUGAAGAAGGGAUUUGGCAUGAACUGGUUAUGCUUUCAGAAUUACAUCGCAUAUUUAUCUGAUCUUUGUUCAGAUUAAACAGUUAA
Drosophila innubila is the source of this 2500-nucleotide messenger RNA. Its product is annotated as protein Cep78 homolog. NCBI's taxonomy places the organism in Eukaryota, Metazoa, Arthropoda, Insecta, Diptera, Drosophilidae. The record is from RefSeq and is a predicted model, not a curated record. The coding region runs from base 4 to 2280 and encodes 758 amino acids. Gene Ontology annotation, cellular component: centrosome. The transcript has 7 exons. Gene Ontology annotation, molecular function: protein binding.